UUUAUCAGUAUUGAGAGCAAACACGAGGUCACGAUCCUAGGAGGACUCAACGAAUUUGUUGUGAAGUUUUACGGACCACAAGGAACACCGUAUGAAGGUGGAGUAUGGAAAGUUAGAGUCGACCUUCCUGAUAAAUACCCUUUCAAAUCCCCGUCUAUAGGAUUCAUGAAUAAAAUUUUCCAUCCUAACAUCGAUGAAGCGUCAGGAACUGUAUGUCUAGAUGUAAUCAAUCAAACUUGGACGGCUCUCUACGGUGAGUUCUGGCAUCCCCCCGAAAAUCACGCGAAGUAAGAUUUUCACGCGGAAACGCUUCUCGUAACCCGUCUUUAU
Messenger RNA from Oxyura jamaicensis (ruddy duck), 330 nucleotides. Its product is annotated as ubiquitin-conjugating enzyme E2 H-like. Gene Ontology annotation, biological process: ubiquitin-dependent protein catabolic process; protein polyubiquitination. Gene Ontology annotation, cellular component: nucleus. The transcript has 4 exons. Gene Ontology annotation, molecular function: ubiquitin conjugating enzyme activity. The record is from RefSeq and is a predicted model, not a curated record. The annotation marks the transcript as partial. NCBI's taxonomy places the organism in Eukaryota, Metazoa, Chordata, Aves, Anseriformes, Anatidae.